Messenger RNA from Rhodamnia argentea, 1413 nucleotides. Its product is annotated as putative F-box protein At1g49610. The record is from RefSeq and is a predicted model, not a curated record. The transcript is spliced from 3 exons. Gene Ontology annotation, molecular function: protein binding. The coding region runs from base 1 to 1413 and encodes 470 amino acids. Lineage: Eukaryota; Viridiplantae; Streptophyta; Magnoliopsida; Myrtales; Myrtaceae.
AUGGCCGGGGAACUUCAUCUCCAUCAAGAUGCAAUCUUGAACCCCGACUACAUCAGCGGAUUACCUGACCCCCUAAUUGGUCACAUCCUGUCUUUCAUGAGCACAGUUGAUGCCGUCAAGACCAGCGUUUUGUCCAAGCGGUGGCAUUCCGCUUGGACCUUCAACCCGUCCAUGGAUUUCUUUCUACGUCGGGGCAGCAGCCGGCGGUAUUCCAAUUUUGUGGAUUUCGUGGACGGGGUACUCUGCACCGCACCUCGGGUGAGAAAAUUCAUCCUCCACGCACCUUGGGUCCCGUUGAUUGAGUCGGUUCUCGGUAGAUGGCUCGAAUAUUCAGUGCGCCACGGGGUGGAAGAGGUUUCCGUAUCGUUUUUCCUCCGGCGUUAUAGCAUGUAUCGUUUACCCGGUUGUUUGUUCCGCUCCAGCACGUUAGUGGAUUUGCGAUUGUCUGUCCAGAGAGCCGAUUUUUCUGCAUUGAAUUCUGUUGAUUUGCCUUCUCUGGAGAGAUUGUCCAUUCAAUUUGGGGAGCUCAAGAACGAUGCGCUGGCGAGUCUUCCGAGGGGCUGCCCUGUUCUUCAAUUUCUGGAAUUGAAAAGCUGUCAAGACUUCUCGUGCGUCGUGGUUCUAACCGGAGGUUUUAGAGAGAUCCUUAUAGAUUCUCACAUGUUUGAAUGCGAUAAACCUCGAAUCCCGAGUAUUUCGGCUCCCCACGUUCUAAACUUGCGCUUGUUGGGCGGUUCCUCUACGAAGGAGUUCGCAGUGGAUGAACUAAAGUCUUUAGUUCGGGCCGAGCUGGAUUUCUACAUGACUAGUCCUACAAUCAAUCAGACCGAUCGCAAUCUAGUCAAGAAGCUUCUCCACAGCCUGUGUCACGUCACCAAAUUGGUUCUAUCAAUUGCGGAAGACGUGGAAGAUGUGCCGUUUUUGUUGCCAAAUUGCAAGUCCCUAACUCUGAAUGCGCGAAUGCAUUAUCGGGAUUUUCCUGGUAUAGCGAUCCUGCUAGCAAUCUCGCCUAAUUUGGAGGAGCUAUCGAUAAAUGCUGAUUAUGUUGACUACACUAGGGCCACGGUCAAGUGUGAUUCAGUGGUUGGAAACGGUGAUGAAGAGGAUUAUUGCUGUCAGAAGUUGUGUGUCGGUCUGGCUCAACAGCUAAAGAGGGUUGAGAUUGUUGGGUUAGACACCGACUGUCUAGAGCUAAAAUGGGUGCUUUACUUGGUGAAGUAUUUGCUGGGUGAUGCACUCGCAUUGGAGAAGUGGGUCCUAAAAGCUAAACGACGGCAUGAAUCGAGAGAAAAGCUUGUUAAUCCUGGCAAAUUGCUUGAGUUCUACCAGCAACUCCUAUGCCUCCCAAGAGCUUCAACGAAUGCUGAACUGAUUUUACAAGGCGUUCAGCAUGACGAGCAGAAAGGCAAGUAG